Saprolegnia parasitica CBS 223.65 is the source of this 3018-nucleotide messenger RNA. RefSeq lists its product as hypothetical. Gene Ontology annotation, cellular component: SCF ubiquitin ligase complex. The transcript is spliced from 16 exons. The coding region runs from base 253 to 3018 and encodes 921 amino acids. NCBI's taxonomy places the organism in Eukaryota, Oomycota, Saprolegniomycetes, Saprolegniales, Saprolegniaceae. Gene Ontology annotation, biological process: SCF-dependent proteasomal ubiquitin-dependent protein catabolic process. The record is from RefSeq and is a predicted model, not a curated record. Gene Ontology annotation, molecular function: protein binding; zinc ion binding.
CUCCCAGAGUAUGCGCUCAUCAAAGUGACGCACGGUUGUCGACGGCUGCGGGCGCUGGAUGUCGCGCACUGCGUGCACGUCACCGACGCACUCUUGACAGCGCUCGCCCAGUACUGUCCUCGCCUCCACUGCCUCAACUUCAACGGCUGUAAAGAGAUAUCCGACCAAGGCUUGCAUGCCGUGGCCAACGCGUGCUUGGACCUCACCCGAUUAGAGCUCCAGCGCACGGAGUUUCUGUACAAGAUCACCGACAUGAGUCUCUUGUCUCUCUCGGAGCACUGCAAGGUCCUCCAAUACAUCGAUGUGUCGGGCUGCGACCACAUUACGGACGCGGGCUUGAGCUGGCUCGGAUUGGGCUGCGCGGCGCUAACGCAUGUCGACGUCUCGGGCUGUAGCAAGCUCACGGACUAUGCGCUGCGUGCGCUCGCCGAAGGCUGCCUGCAACUGGCGACGCUGGACAUUUCCCACUGCGUGCGCAUGUCGGACGUCGGGCUCCACCUCGUUUCGCUUGGGUGCCACGAACUCUCCGCCCUGCGCAUGAAGGGCCUCGUCUUGGCCUCUGCACACGCCGCCGAGCCGCUCGGUCUGGCAGCGCUCGGUCUUCGGUGCACGCAGCUACAGCACGUCGACUUGACCAAGUGCGUUCGCGUCGACGAUACGGCGCUGCGCAAGCUCCGCUGGCAACACCUUUUGACGCUGACCCUCACGCAGUGCACCAAGAUCUCGAGCGACGGUGUGAGCGCGCUGGCUGCCCACUGCGUCCAACUGACGGCACUUGUGCUCAACGAAUGUACGCUCGUGGACGACCACGCACUCGCGAGCAUCGGCCGGCAUCUGCGCCAGCUCGAGACGCUCAAGCUGCGCAACUGCGACCGCAUUUCCAGCGGCGGGCUCCAGCGUGUCUGUCGCGGCUGCCACCUCCUCACAUCCCUCGACCUCACUGGCUGUGGGUUGAUCGACGACAUGGGGCUCCUUGCGAUCUGCGACGGCCUCGUCAAGCUGCAGUACCUCUGGCUCGUCGGUCUUGGGCGCAUCACGAUGGUCGGCAUGUCGUGGCUCGCCGACCGUUGCACCCACCUCAUGCACCUCGACGUGUCGGCCUCGGCCAUUUCGUUCGCGACGCUCAAGCCGCUUCGGGCGGCGUGGAAGUACGGCGCCUUGCGGGAGAUGGGUGGUCGCCGAGGUAUCUUCCCGCAGCACCGCGCCAACGACAUGCUCUUCAUUGACGAGUACGGGCACUGCUGGAAGGCCGCCAUCAUGAUCCAAUGCCUCUACCGCAGCAAGGUCGCGCGCCGCGCAGCAGCCGCGCAGCGAGACGAUGCGCUCAUGCGCUGGGCCGCUCGACGCAUACAAAGUGUCUUCCGCGGACGGCAAGCACGGCGGUAUGUGUGGGUGCGCCGCAUGCAGCUCCGCAAGCAGACGCAGGCCGCGACGCUCCUCCAGAGUACGUACCGCGCCAAGCGAGCGCGCGACGAAGCGAAGCGGCGGAGGCGCCGCGCCGAGGAAGCCCACAUGCUGCGCAUGGUCGUCCGUAUCCAAACGAGCUGGCGGAGCUUCAUUGCACGACGGGAGCUGGCCACGUUGCGUCGGCUUGUGCACGCUCGGGCUGUCGCACGGGACACGGCCGCGCGCAUUUUGCAGCGCGCCAUGCGAUGUUUCAGUUGGCGCCAGCGCUGCCGUGCCCACCAUCAGGUUGUGCUAGCACACCAUCGGAAGCAAGAGGCCGCGGCGCGCAAGCUGCAAACCAUCUACCGCGGGCGCGCGGCGCGGUCUGUCGCGCGGCGGCUGCGACAAGAGAUGGCCGCGUGCAUCGCCGAGCGAGAGAGAGCGGCCACCGAGCUCCAGCGCGCACUGCGGCGGCGGCGCGAGCGCCGUCUCUUCUUCGACCGCGUGCACCGCCGGGUCGCCGAGGCUGCCGCGGCCACACGGGUCCAGCGACGCUUUCGUGCGCGCCGUGCGAUGCUACAGCACCAAACGUUCCAGUUACUGCAGCACAAGAAGGCGCUGGUCGUGGCGGCACGCAAGGUGCAAAGUGCGUGGCGUUGCAAACAAGGUCGCAUGGGCAUGCAGAUGCUAAAGUUUCUAAAGGAUGCCGAGUUUGAAGCGCGCUCCGCCGCCGCGACAAAGCUCCAGACAGUCUACCGCGGUCGUCGGGCGCGACAGCAGGCCGCGCAACUGCAAAGCGACGCCAUGCGCCGCCUGCUCGCCCAAGCCACCCUGCUACAUGCGUCGGCCACGCAGAUUCAAGCUGGCUGGCGGGGGAAGAAAGGCCGUGACCGGUACAAGGCCGCGGUCCUGGCGCGCAAGAAGCGAUGGAAGCAAGUGCCCAACCCCGAAAACGGCACCACGACCUACUACCACCAAGACACGGGCGAGAUUCGACACCGCAUGCCCCAGGACAUGCUCGACCUCUUGCCGCGUCCCAAGUGCAACGACUGCGACGUCGCGGACGCGGCCAACGAGUGCCAAGACUGCCAGGAGUUCUUCUGCAAAGCGUGCUAUGAGGCCAUCCACGCCGGCGGGCGGCGCCGGCGACACGCCUUCCGCGCGCUGUACGACUACUACGGCAAGCGUAUCGACUAUGGCGACGGCGAGUUCCCGUCCCUCUGGCCGUCCGAGAUGGAGCAAGACGAGCUCGACGGCUGGUUCCUUCGCGUCGGCGAGUCGCGGUCCCCAGACGUGGUGCUUGGAGACUGGGAAAAGUACAUUGACCACGAGGCGCGGCGCGAGUGUGAGCUCGUACGUGCCGCCGGAGGCGUUCACCGCGUCGGCCGACGACGGUGCAUGGCGUGGGUGCGCAAGGUGGACGUGACCAACAACGUGGCGUACUUCUUCAACGAAAAGACGGGCCAGCGCACGUUCGAUCGACCGACAAGCUUUGUCGAGCCGAUGGUCUCGAUCUACGCGCCCGUCCAGCUCGGCGAGUGGACGCAGUACUGGGACGAGGCCAACCAGGUGUACUACUACUUCAACAGCGUGACGCUCGAGUCGACGUAUACGCCGCCGACGCUGGCAUGA